UACCAGUAAAGUGAGGCACAUUUUUAAGCCCAAGAUUAAAACGGUAUAUGGGAUAUUUGGAAAUUAGAAGCAUACACUUAUAUCGAAGUAUUAAGAAAUAAGAUUCGAUCGAAGAACAGCGAGUCACAAAUUCCGCCGGCUGCGCUGUAUUCGACGCACUUUAGCCUGCGGAUUGGGGGCUGUUUCGGCUGUAGGGGUUGCCGUUCGCAUUUGUGGAGGAUAUAUGAAGUAAGCUAUCCCCCAGUUGGCCCGAACACAGGAAAUACAAGAAUGUCAACACGCUCCACCAGGAACAGCGUCAGGACAAGUCCGGCGGCGCAGCCCCUCAACAAGAGCUUCGUGAGCGGCGGCCAGGUGGCGCCGCCCAGCCAGGUCCCCGUGGUCACGUACUCCACCACGGAGCAGCCGCCUGCAGCCAUGGCCGCUACUGCCGUCCCGAAGCAGGAGCAGCCAGCUGCUGAUGACGUCAACAUGGCCGAGGCGCCCGCUGCCGUAGCACCGGCUGCGGACGGCGAGGGCGCGAAGAACGGCGACAAGGUGGCCCGCAUGCCCUGGAUGAAAGUUCAGAAAGCGCCCGGGGCUCGGCGCAAGCCCAACAAGCAGCUGAUCCAGCGCCGCCUGCGUAAACACCUGACGCCGAAGAACGCCACGGUGGCGCUGCAGGAGAUCCAGCCGGGCGUCACGUACCAGUUCUCGGCCAUGCCGGGCAGCGCGCCUGGCGUGUUCACUGCUGAGGUAGAGGUCGGCGGCAAGAAGUUCCACGGCGUGGGCAGCAACAAGUCGCUGGCGCGCGCCGCCGCCGCCGAGCUGGCUCUGCAGUCGUUCGUCAAGCCGCCGACGCGCACCAAGGACGAGCAGGGCCACGAUGUGGUGCAGGAUGAUACGCCCUGGGGCGCGCUCGCCUCGUUCGCGCUGCACAAGCUGUUCUGCGACUGGCGGCGCGGCGUGGUGGGCGCGCCACUGAGCGUGCAGGGCGCCGCGCUGCCGGCCGUCGCCGCCUCCUGCGCCGCCUCGGCCGCCGCCGCCGCCAAGUUCACGUCGGACGCGCCCGGCGGCGCCACCUUCCAGUCGUUCAGCGUGCCGCCGAUGGACCCGCCUCCGGGGCCGGGCGAGCCGCCCAAGAAAGUCGGCUGCAAGAAGCCGAAGGCGCUGCCGGAGGACGCCGCCAAGCGCCACCCAGUGCAGCUGCUGCACGAGAUGAAGGCGCGCGUCCACUACGAGACGCUCGAGCACAACAUGCCGAAGCCGGGCACCCAGGAGACCAGCUUCACGGUGGCCGCGUUCGUCGACGAGCAGUCUUGGCAGGCGAGCGCUCGCACCAAGAAGCUGGCCAAGUACGAGGCCGCUAAGAAGGCGAUGACUGCGCUGUACGGCGUCGCCUACGAGUAGACUAAAUGGGGGCGACGGGCCGGCGCGGGGCUGCGCCUGCUCGCGCGUGGUGAGGUGACGCCGCCGGGCCGCGUCACACCUCGGCCCGCCCACCCGGUCUUAGGCUUCUGCAGUCCAUGUCCACGGGCAACUAGAGUACAAUGCGAUUUUUGUGUUUUGCCCGAAGACAAAGCAGGACUGCAUUCGGGCGCUCCAUGUUAAACCGACACAGGCAGAACGCCUCCUCGUUAGCUCGCGGCUCGUCCUCCGAGACGGAGAUAGGGUGCAAUUUUAUUUUAUUUGUGACAUCUGGACGACAUUCAUGUCUAGCAAGUAAUAAUGACGAUAGGCAUGAACCGUGGUAUCCUAGGUGAUCUAGGUAAAAAUAGCUUUCUGCGGACAACAGACGCAGUUGUCAGCAGAAAAUUUGCCUGAAUGGCCUAAGUCAUAGAUCUUGAGGGGAAUUAUGUUCCCGCUGUUAUUACGUCUAAGCUGCGUUUUUAGCGUUCAAAUUUGCGCAACAGGCCAGCGCGAACGACACGGAAGCUGAUGCGAUCUUGCGCGCGGAGUUCUGUGACGUUUAAAGACCCUGAUCAAAUUGUGCAGCAUAGUUCAGCGUGCGGUAAUGUUAAUUUGACGCCUGCUGCCUGUGUUGGUUGGCCAUGGACUGUCCCGUUUUUGUUUUUGUUUUUUGAGACAGACCUCGCUGCCUCAUUUCCCAUCGCCAUCAGUCUCCUGGUUGGCACGAGUACCAGGGUCGUCCGCCAGCUCACCGCUAUUGUCUUUAGAUAUAUGUUCUGCGUGUGGCCGUGCGUGCGCGCCGGCGGGCUCUACUUCAGAGUCCGCCGGUGUACAGGUAUCCCCGUAUCCGUUGGGCCUUCGCGUUCCGAAUGCCAAUCCGUCGCCUCGCUGUCCGCAUCAAAACACCGGGACCGGCUCCGGGUGCUCUGUUCGUAUAUGUUCGUGCGGUCGGUGCAGCGUGUGAUCUGCUCGCUGACGGCGUGGCCAUCGUAUAAAAUAUACACAGCCUCACACACAAG
This is a messenger RNA of Pollicipes pollicipes, 2408 nucleotides long. RefSeq names its product double-stranded RNA-specific editase B2. Gene Ontology annotation, cellular component: RISC-loading complex; cytoplasm; nucleus. Lineage: Eukaryota; Metazoa; Arthropoda; Thecostraca; Pollicipedomorpha; Pollicipedidae. The transcript has 8 exons. The coding region runs from base 271 to 1389 and encodes 372 amino acids. The record is from RefSeq and is a predicted model, not a curated record. Gene Ontology annotation, biological process: regulation of regulatory ncRNA processing; siRNA processing. Gene Ontology annotation, molecular function: double-stranded RNA binding; siRNA binding.